AUGUCUCUCCUCAACUCAUCUGAAAUGUUGGCGAGUCAAAACGAUUUCAGUCAACCUGGACCAUCAAUGACUUCAACUGACUCUUUAAACGGUAGAAAAAGACCACAUCCAUCAAGAUCUUCUGGUGAAGAUGAUCGCCAAACCGACCUUCCCAACUCCACGGCUCAAAAUGGUUCGAAUACUGAAAUGGUGUUGUCAAGGACGUGUCAAAAUAGUGCAGACACUCCAGCAAAUGCUCCAGAAAGAAUUCUCAAAAAAACCAUGCCGCCAAGAAAGUCUCACAAGAAUACUCCAAUCCCCCAGCAAGAAGAGAACUACCCACCGGGUUAUCCAGACAAGAAAACAUUCCGUGACUCACUGAAACAUCACCCACGGACAAGUCAAGCAUUUGUGGAGGCCUUCAAGAAAGGAGAGCACAUUCAUUUCCACAAUAAAAAAGUGGCUCUGCAUAUCUGGGAAGAUGGACAGAACUACAUGGAGAAGAUUGGAGAUUUCACAGAAGUUCACCUCUUCAAAUCCCGUGAAGGACUCGAUAUGAAAGUGCCGAAGGAAUUAGGAUUCGAUACCCUCACUGAUUAUAUUCCAGCGGAUGAGUCGAUCAAUGUGAUUGAUGGGUAUAGUGGUGGGUCCCAAGAUAUGACAAUGGGAGAUCUUCUGGAAGAGUUCAAAAAGGAGAUCCGGACUCACACAUACAACGUUUUGAGUCUGGAAUUUUCAGAAAUAAAUGGACUCAACAAAAAGUUCAACGAGCCCGCCUUCGUCCGCCAGUCAUCUAUAGUCAAUGUGCUGGAGACUGUGUUGAAGAGAAAAGCGGAUGAAAUCGAAAGACGACUCAAGAGGAACUACAAAAAUCCAAAAGAGCUCGCCGAACUUCUCCACGACAAGUAUUACUACGAGGCAAAAUUGAAGAAUCUUCCAUCGUAUCAAAAGUUCUUGUUGGUUUCCAUGAAGAAUGCCUUCACCGACAUUCACGUGGAUUUGUCGGCCACAGCGGUCUAUUACCACGUUAAGAAAGGUCGAAAAGUCUUCUACGUCGCUCCGCCCACCGCUCGAAAUCUCGAGAUCUACAAACGCUAUGAGACAGCUCCCCAAGACGACGACGUCUGGAUUGGGGAAGCGCUUUUCGAUCAAUGGAAGCGAGUGGAGAUCAAGGAAGGAUUCACGGCAAUCAUUCCUGCGGGGUGGAUUCAUUUCGUCUACACCCCCGAGGAUUCGAUUGUCGUCGGAGGCAAUUUCUUGAUGAAUCAAUAUUUGGACAAACAUUUCGAGUUUACCGAAAUGGAAAAUACAAGUGUAGAGCUCAAUGUCAUCGACCGGAGCAACAUGUUCCGCGGCUUCUACAAUGUAAUGUGGGGAUACGCCGAUGAAGUUUUGCUCAGGAAUCUGAAGAACCCCCGACUAGCAUUUGGCACGUAUAAUAUUGCCAACGACCUGCACAAAUGUCUCGAGUCGCUGGAUCUCGACAAGGAAAUGGAGCCAGAAUUCGACUGGUAUACGAAGAAAGAAAAGGAGGAUAUUCUGGUAGAGAUGAAUGAGGCGCUGAAUAAAUAUCUGGCCAAGAAGAUGCCGCCCCAGCCAGAGACCCAGAUGAUUCCGAUCCCCAAGAUGACGGAAUAUGGAGAAGUGAUCUUCUAUUUGGAUAGAGACAAUCUUGCUCAAUAUAACGAUGCUUUUAAAAUAUUUUUGUUCACGAAUUAA
Messenger RNA from Caenorhabditis remanei, 1698 nucleotides. RefSeq lists its product as uncharacterized. Gene Ontology annotation, molecular function: transcription coregulator activity; histone demethylase activity. Gene Ontology annotation, biological process: protein demethylation; regulation of transcription by RNA polymerase II. The coding region runs from base 1 to 1698 and encodes 565 amino acids. Lineage: Eukaryota; Metazoa; Nematoda; Chromadorea; Rhabditida; Rhabditidae. The transcript is spliced from 11 exons. The record is from RefSeq and is a predicted model, not a curated record.